UCCUCUCGCUCAUAUGCGACGCGACUCCCGGAAAGGCCACCAUAUCGCGCCCCUGAUCCCCUCCGGGACAAUCCCCAUGCCACCUACGCCGAGCUCCAGGAGAAUGUAACGUUCAUCCAUCGACCUCCCCCGACCGCCCCUUCGCCGCUAUCAUAUACAACUUCACCUGCGUCGCCGCUCCUCAAGUCUUCCGGGUUCUCUACCACGGGGGACCUACCUCCCACAUUCAGCAAGCAGCACGAAGAGAAGCCGCGUCUCUCAGAUGAGGACGUCGCGCGCAUCCGUCAGCUGCGCAGGGAGGACCCGACAACAUGGACGCGUGGGAGGCUAGCAAAAGAGUUUAAUUGCACGCCGUGGUUUGUGGGCAAGAUCACGUCGCUCAAGGGUCCCGACAGGAGGAAGGCGAAGGAGACGGCGGAGGAAGAGCAUGCCGCAAAUCGCGCCAAGUGGGGGGAGAGGAAGUCGUUGAGCGUGGAUAUUCGGAAAAAGCGCAAGGAGUUUUGGUAG
Messenger RNA from Dichomitus squalens LYAD-421 SS1, 507 nucleotides. RefSeq lists its product as uncharacterized. The transcript has a single exon. The record is from RefSeq and is a predicted model, not a curated record. NCBI's taxonomy places the organism in Eukaryota, Fungi, Basidiomycota, Agaricomycetes, Polyporales, Polyporaceae. The annotation marks the transcript as partial. Gene Ontology annotation, molecular function: structural constituent of ribosome. Gene Ontology annotation, cellular component: mitochondrial large ribosomal subunit.